UUUUUCAGCCAAUAAUGAACGUCUGCCCCCUUUUGAACUGCAGAUAUUGUCUGACUGGAAACAAAGGUAUAAAUAACCUAAGGGGCAGGCAGAGGAGGAACAGCAUUUUCCCUGUCUGGCUUCGUUUAAAGGCAGAAUAGCAUUAGUAGCUACAGAUAGGGCAGCCGGAGAGCUGUCAGCAUUAUAUUAGCUCUAGCUGUCUCCUCAUGGCUUGCUUAGAUAAAUGUCAUUGUGCUGUGGAUAACAGGAAACAUGGCAGCAUUCUAUAUAACAUUCUGAAAAAUGAAGAACACAAGGAAUCCCACAACAGCAACCCAAGGAAAGGAAACCACACAGGAGUCUAUGGGCAAGGCUGUUCCUGCGGGGCACAGAAGAAAGUCAGCCUAAAAAGCCCACAGGUAACCUGCAAAGCAGCCUCGGCAGUACUGGUGAAGACCCUGAGGUUUGUGAAGAACGUCCCCUGUUUCCAGGAGCUCCCUUUGGAUGACCAAAUGCUGCUGGUCAGAAGCUGCUGGGCUCCUCUCCUGGUACUUGGACUGGCACAGGACAAGGUGGAUUUUGAGACAGUGGAGACGUCUGAACCCAGCAUGCUGCAAAGGAUUCUAACCACUAGGCAGGAUGGGGAGAAAAAGCAGUCACAGCAGGACAGCUUACUUGGAAGCCCUCAGCACAAACUCAGCCAGCUCCCUUCAGCAGCAGAAAUCCGAUGGAUCAAAGAGUUCUUAGACAAGUGCUGGAACCUGGAUAUUAGCACCAAGGAAUAUGCUUACCUGAAAGGGAUUGUGCUUUUCAAUCCAGAACUGCCCGGAUUACACUGCAUCCAGUACAUUCAAGGACUACAGCAUGAAGCCCAACAAGCACUAAACGAACACGUCAAGAUGAUUCACAGAUGGGAACAAACCAGAUUCACCAAGUUAAUCAUUGUGCUCUCCUUCCUCAGAACCGUCAAUGCAAACGCCAUUGCAGAACUAUUCUUCAGACCAAUUAUUGGUUCCGUCAAUAUGGACGAUAUGCUGCUGGAGAUGCUGGGGGCAAAAAUAUAGCCACGGCAUGCCGUGUUAUAUACAUUUGGGACAAAUAUAUAUUCCUAAGAUAAGAAAAGGGGUCUUUUUUGAGUGACAAAUUACUUUUUCAUCCAGUAUACUGAGAGUGAAGCUGAUUUGUGAUAGUUCUAUGUUAAAGUAGAAUGAAUUGUACACAAAAUAGCAUAACUAAACACUGACCACAACUGUUAUGUAUGAUCCACACAUACUAAAUAUUGCUAGCUACCAACUAGGGUUGCCACCUUUUUUGGAAAAAAAUACUGGCCUUUCUAUAUUUUUUAUAAUUUUUUCCUAUCAAUAACAUAGGCAUCAAGCAUCAUUUUUACCAGCCAGGUGAUAACCCUAUUCCUGACCUACACUUUAGGGGCAUAUCAUACUGUGGAAACAGUGGAGUGAAACAUUACCGGUGAUGUUGCUCAAAGCAGCCAAUCAAAUGCUUUGCUUUG
Molecule: messenger RNA, 1489 nt
Organism: Xenopus tropicalis (tropical clawed frog)
Lineage: Eukaryota; Metazoa; Chordata; Amphibia; Anura; Pipidae
Source: RefSeq, a predicted model, not a curated record